GCGCGGAUCGGAGGAGCAGCGGGCAGCGGCGCGAUGAAGGGUCCCCCCUCGCCGUCCCCGUCGCCGUCGGAGGUGCUCCGCGAGGGCGAGCUGGAGAAGCGGAGCGAGAGCCUCUUCCAGCUGUGGAAGAAGAAGCAGGUGGUGCUGAGCCGGGAGUGCCUGCGCCUCUCCUCGCCCGAGGGGGGCCGGGCCAAGGAGCUGCGCUUCGGCGCCAUCCAGAAGGUGGACUGCGUGGAGCGCACCGGCAAGUACGUCUACUUCACCAUCGUCACGACGGACCGCCGGGAGAUCGACUUUCGGUGCCCGGGCGAGAGCUGCUGGAACGCCUCCAUCACCCUGGCCCUCAUCGACUUCCAGAACCAGCGCGCCGUCCGGGACUUCAAGAGCCGCCAGGAGGCCGCCCAGCAGGCCGACGCCGGCACCCGCCACAGGCGCCUGGCCAGGGCCCCCUGAGACCCCCCGACGCCCGCCCGCCCGCCACGCCGGGCAGAGCCAAAGACCAGAUCUCUGGAUGUUAAAGGAAGUUGAGUGCCUUGGACUGGAUUGGAACAGGACACCCAGGAAGGAAGACAAAGAAGGAUGCUCGAAAUGGUUAGAAUUCUUCAGCUCGGAAAAAGACUGCUGAGCUGAGCGGCAGCAUUUCCCUUGAAAAGGCAGAUGCGAACCAAAGACUCUCUUUUUUAAAAAUGACGGAGUCUGGCAAACAGAAAGAAGGCCCAGAGCGCAAAAUUGUUACUUCAUAUUUUUUUAUUUAUAAGGGGCAAAGACUAUAUUCCAUAACGUCUCAUGGAGGAAAA
Molecule: messenger RNA, 797 nt
Organism: Gekko japonicus
Lineage: Eukaryota; Metazoa; Chordata; Lepidosauria; Squamata; Gekkonidae
Product: pleckstrin homology-like domain family A member 2
Exons: 2
Coding region: 34-453 (139 amino acids)
Biological process (GO): positive regulation of apoptotic process
Molecular function (GO): phosphatidylinositol phosphate binding
Source: RefSeq, a predicted model, not a curated record